AAUAUGAUUUUCAAAGCAUGUACUUUCCUUUGAAUCAUUUAAAAUAUUUAAAUCUUAAAUAAAUCUUAAACAAGUACUACUAAUUCACCCGUUAUAUGUAUAAACAGCCGAUAAGUGGAAUAAUUGCAAGUUGAUGUCGCACGUAGAUUAAAUAUUCGAUGUAAUAGUAAAAGUCCUUUGUAAAGUCGGUAAAGGAAACAAAAAAAUCAUUAAUCAUCGGUGAAGAGCUGAACUUAUUCAAACUAGACGAUUUAUGUUGAAGAAAUAUAAUAGUUUUAAAACCGCCGGUGUUGAUCUAACUUCGCAUAGUUCACGGAGGGUUAAAGAAGAGGAAGAAAAAAAAAAGGAGAAGAUAUUUUUAUUUUGAAUUUUAAUUUUGCUGUAAGGAUAUUUGGAGAUAUUUGAAAAACUUUAUUAUGGUUGGUAUAGAGGAUGAAAUUAAAUCAAGCACCAAGCAAACAGCGGAAAGCGUGGUUCAAGAUGCCGUUGACCAAACAGGAUUUGGCAAGUUUAACCUUAAGGUUAUGGCCGUCUGCAGUAUGAUCUUUAUGAACGUGGCUUUCAGUAUAACAAGCAUCGGUUUCAUAUUACCAUCAGCGGCAUGCGACUUCAGAAUGACCACAAUGGACAAGGGACGUCUGAGUGCCGCCCCCAUGUUAGGUAUGUUAGCUGGUUCAUAUAUAUGGGGUUGCUACGCGGCUAUCAAGGGGCGAAGAUUAUCUCUAUUGGUCGCACUAUUUCUACAUGGUAUCUCCGAAUUAUUGGCAUCGGUAGUGCCAUUGUACUGGGUUUUCUUAUUUUUAAAAUUUCUCAGCGGUGCAGCUAUGAAUGGGCAGUCAGCUGUUGUGUUUCUUUAUCUGAGUGAAUUCCAACCAACCAAACAUAGGAGUAGAAUGCUCUCAUGGAUGGAAAUGGCUUGGGUGCUAGGAAUGAUAAUUUUAGCAGGUGUCGGAUGGAUUAUUAUUCCAUUAAAUGUGAACAUGGUGACAGCUGGUUUCUCUUUUCAUUCAUGGAAUUUUUUCGUUUUCAUAUGCUCUCUUCCAGCCUUAUCGACUGGAAUUUGGUUGUUAUUUUUCCCUGAAACACCUAAAUACCUCGCAGAAACUGGAUACAACGUUCAGAUGUUGGACGUUUUAAUGAGAAUGUACUCGGAAAAUACUGGAAAACCUCCAAAAGAAUAUAUAACGAAACUUCGAAAUUCUGAAAAUAAUAAUUUAACCGAUCUGGUGCAUCGUAUAAUGCAUACAGAAGAGAAAGAGGAAGUGACCGAGAAAUCAUUUAGAUUAAUGAUAAAAGAGAUAUAUUCGAAGACCAUGACGAUAUUGAAACCACCGUUCCUUUGCAGAACGAUCGUGUUGUGUUUAAUCGCCUGUUUCGUCACGUCCUCUUAUUACACAUUGACUUUGUGGCUGCCAGAACUUUUUCAUAGAUACGCAGACUUCCAGGAGGCGUAUCCCAAUCAGACAGCCAGUGUUUGCACUUUGAAGAUCGAAAAAAAUGUUACGACAAUAGAUAUGCCGUUUGGGUGCAAUUCUAAAGUACAAACUAGUGUGUUCGUCCAUACAUUUAUUUUGGGUGCCUCGUGUAUUCCAACAGCUCUAAUAUUGCCAUUACUAAUUAAUUAUGUAGGAUAUAAAAUUUUUCUUGUGAUAACAGCCUUUAUUCCUGCUAUUGUUACGGCUUGUCUCUUUUUAGUAGAGACAUCUACUCAAAACUUAAUACUCUCGUGUGUUUUUGAGUCUGUCACAUCAGUUUGCAUCAGCGUGGUGUAUUGCCUUUUGGUUGAUCUUUAUCCAACUCAUUUGAGAGCAAUGGCGUCUGGUUUAUCUGCCUUUAUCAGUCGAAUAGGCGCCAUUAGUGGUACUUUAAUGAUCGGAUAUUUAAUCGAUGAUUAUUGUAUAUUAGUGAUCGUCAUUGUGGCUGCUCAAUUAUUCCUGAGUGGUUUAUUGGCAUUGUUCACACCAGGAGGAAGAAAAAAAUCGAAAGCGGAUAUCGAGGAUUCUUAACGAAAGUAUAAAUUAAAAUAAUAAGAAAAAGAUAAGACGAAAAACGAAAAAAUCAAAUUUUGUAUAAAAAGAAAUUGCCUUUUUUAAUAUGUUGAUGCAUUUCGUUUGGAAACAUAUAGAUAAAUAUAUCGGUAAAAAAAUUUAUUAUAUUCGAGGUAAUUAAAAAAUCUUUUAACAAUAGAAAAACAAUUUGGAACAAAAUUAAAUAUUUGCAAUCAUUUGAUUUUUAAAAAUGAUUGAUUAUAAUUAAUCUUUUAAAUUAAUAUUUAUAGUUUGAAUCACAAGAUAUAAAGAAAGAUAUAUAUUUACUUAAGAAAAUCAAUCUGUGGUGCUCUAGUGGUAAAUAAUUUUAUAUCCGUUAUUAAGUUCAUCGAUUAUUACAUAGGUAUGAGAGAUGAGAAAAAAUGUAAACUCUAAACAGAAAGAAGUUCACAAAUUUUUCUUUAUUUUUAUUUUUAUUUUAUUUUUAUACUAUCCAUAUCUAAUUCCUUUACAAUUCUAUGUUAAAAUAAACUUUAUAUUUUAUUUCUCUUCAGGUUUAUCGUAUGGAACAUAUUAUUCUAUGAUAUAAUGACAUAAAUAUUUUUAAUACGUUUUACGAGAAGAAAAUCGAAUUAAUUUUAAUUCAAGAUGAGAAACAUUUCUCAAAAAAAUAACUAUUAUUAAGAAUAGAAUAGUUUAGAUGAUCUUAAUUUUUUCUUAUCUCAUAAUUGCAAAAAAUAUUAUUCCUAAAUAUACAUUAUAAUAUUGCAAUUAAAUUUAGAAGAAAAAUAUUAGCGUUAAAUUUACAGUAUUUCUUUUUCGUUAUUUUUAGAAAAUUAAUUCUUCACAACGAAUUUAUAUAUAAAUAAUGUAUGGUUUGUGUACUUUCUGUAACAGAAAUGUCUAUUUAAUCAUAACCGGUGUCAGUGUUAUGUAAAUUUUAUUAAUACACACCGGAUUAAUGUUUAUUAUUUUAAGAGGAUGGAUGUAUCUGAUUGAGUGUAUUUUGCAAGUGCAAAGUUCUUUUACACAGGGUAUUUUAAAAACAAUACCAAUCAUACCAAUUACCAUUGGUAAAAUUUUCCAAUUUUUAUCUGAAUAUAUUUGAAAAUCAAAAUUAAUAAUUUUAUUUCAUUCUAAUCAAAUUUUUUCUCUUGAAAAUUUAGUAAUUUAAAAUAUCUAAUUUUAGUGUUAUAAUUGGCAAUUAGAUCAAUAAAAUUUACUGAUCUUUUUCUAAAAGUUUGAUAAUGAAAAUAUUUGUAAUGAAAAUAGUAAUUACAAUAAUAGAUUUAUAAUUUCUAAAACACUCUAUAUAGUUUAUAGUCAAGUGUAUGUGGUUAACUCAUGUGACGCACAGAAAAUUAUGAAUGUUUUAUGAACAUUUAGUGAGCUUGAGAGAUUAACGAUGAUGAAAGUAUACAUGUACAAACGUAUUUUUUUACGUUUCUGGAAUAUAUUGAAUAAGAAUUUUCGUCGAACGUUAUAUAUAUAUACGAAUACUUAUAAGAUGUUCUAACUUAAGUAGUACAGAAAUCAUUUUUAAUCUCGUCUUUCAUUUCUUUAAUAUUUUUCCGAUAUAAUUGUCUUUUACUAUUCUAAUUUAUAGAAAAAGAAUAAUAGCGAUUAUUUCUUUUUUUGAAAUUAGAAUUUAGGAAAUGAUACAUAGAAUGUAAAAUAAUUUGAGAGAUUAUUUGGAGAAAUAUUCUGUAACAAAAAUAUCAUUUGGACAUAUAUUUUAUUCUCAAAAUUUAUAUACAUUUUUAUUGUUUAAUAAUAAGAUUAAUAUUGGAUUGUUCUUUAAAAAAAUUUGAAGAUUUAUUUUACAAAACAUUCAAAAAUUUUGAAAUAUUUAAUAAAUUUUAAAAAAUUCUAUCAAUAAGUAUUUUAAGUAAAAUGGAUCUUAUUUUCAGUACUUAAAAUACUGAUAUAUUUUAUAAUAUACUCAAACUUUUAUUACUAUCAUAUUUAAAUUGAAUACUUUAAAUUAUAUCUUUAUAAUCCUUUAAAUUAUAUCUUUCAUCUUAUUUUAAUCUCUGUUAUUAUGUAUUAAGUUUAAAAAUUUUUUUAAACGAUCUUAAACGAUCUAUCAAAAAAAUUUUUAUAUCUGCUCUAGGAGUUUAUAUGAUAUAUGUAUACAACGAGAAAAGCUUCGAAUAUAUAGAUUGAAUUAAUGUAUUUAGUACUUAAUGUAGUAAAAAGAUGCUACGAAAAAAUGCUCAAUUUAAAUAAUUAUUGCAACGAUCUCCGCAUAUUAUCACGCAGUGCUAUGAUUAUAUUGCUUUAAUAUUGCAAUUGUGUGAUAGUAUGAAUGGUUGAUUCAAUCAAUAGAAAGUAAUAUUAAUAACAAGACGAUUGUAUUUCCGACGCA
Molecule: messenger RNA, 4356 nt
Organism: Apis mellifera (honey bee)
Lineage: Eukaryota; Metazoa; Arthropoda; Insecta; Hymenoptera; Apidae
Product: synaptic vesicle glycoprotein 2C
Exons: 11
Coding region: 417-2006 (529 amino acids)
Biological process (GO): transmembrane transport
Cellular component (GO): membrane
Molecular function (GO): transmembrane transporter activity
Source: RefSeq, a predicted model, not a curated record